This is a messenger RNA of Cuscuta campestris, 2208 nucleotides long. Lineage: Eukaryota; Viridiplantae; Streptophyta; Magnoliopsida; Solanales; Convolvulaceae. The record is from the annotation of a GenBank genome assembly.
UCUCUUUAUUUAUUCCUGCGAUUUUAUUAUUUCACACACGUGAAAAACGCACAUUCUUGAAAACAACUCUAUUCACCCCCCUCUAGAGUUGCACAUUUGUCUAACAAUUGGUAUCGGAGCAGGAAGUUCUUCGAAUACGUUAUUUUUCAGGAACUAAAAGAUCAAAUGGCAUCAAGGAUGUUCCACGCAGGAGUGACCGAGGGACAAUCAACCACGAGACCACCUUUGUUCGAUGGAACCAACUACUCAUAUUGGAAGGAGAGGAUGAGAAUCUUUAUCCAAUCCAACGACUACAAGCUGUGGUUGAUUGUGAAGAACGGCUACGGAGUCCCGAUGAAGAAAGUCGGUGAAGUCAACGUUCCCAAAACCGAAGAGGAGUUCACCGACGAAGACUGCAAAAAGAUGGAGCUCAACGCAAAGGCAAUAAACAUGAUUUAUUGCAGUGUUAACGUGGAUGACUACCGCAAAAUCUCGCGGUGUGAAACCGCAAAACAAAUGUGGGAGAAAUUGGAGGUCACCUACGAAGGAACCGCGCAGGUUCGGGAGGCCAAAAUCGACCAUCUCACCCAUGAGUACGAACUCUUCUCAAUGAAGGAAAACAAGAAGACUGAGGAAAUGUUUGAGAGGUUCUCUAACAUCAUUAAUCCCCUCAAUCUUCUCGGGAAGACAUACACCGACCGAGAACUUGUAAGAAAGGUGCUACGAAGCUUAUCCCCAAAAUGGCGUUCAAAGGUGGACGCUAUUGAAGAAGGACGCGACUUCCAAACAACGACCAAUGAUGCUCUUCGAGGUAACCUCAUUACCUACAAAACCACCCAACUCUCAAAGGUGGUUGAAGAGAAGAGCAAGAGAGGAAGGAUGCCCAGGUGCAAGAACGCUUCAUCACGUCAAGAAUCGGCGGCAGAAGAAGGUGAGAGGCCAUGGCGUCGUGAAGGGAGCAAGUACAUUCACAUCCAAACCGGACUCGCCUUCAACAUUGGGGCUUCAGCCGAGAGGUUCCACAACAUCUUUCUCACGAAGGAGAUCGUCUCACCUAAGAUCGUGAACAAGGACCUCUUCAAAUCGGCGACCUAUGCCCCGAGUAAGUCUCUUUUCUCUCAGCAAGGAUUGCUUCGUUUCAUCUAUUUGACGUAUGAAUUCUUUUCUCCAAAUCUUAUACGUCAAUUUUAUGCAAAUCUUCGUACCACUAAGGGAGACUUGCCUUCUCUCAUUUCCUAUGUUGACGGCAAAACCGUUUUCAUUGACGGUGCCGGUUUCACUUCUCUGUUUGGCCUUCGUCGAGGUGAAAUUACCGAAAAAUUGGAUGAAACAUUCCAAGAUGAGGCAAUUUGGCGACAACUCGGGUUAGAUCAUCGUGACCACAAGUUUAGAAAUUCUAGCAACCCGAGUGUCAUUAAUCUCACUUUAAUUCAACGCGUCCAACAAUACAUCUUUUCCUAUGUUUUGUUGCCCCGUGAUUCGAACCAUGGCGUUGUCAACAAAGACGAUAUUCGUUUGUUUCACGUCCUGUUGAACAAUGUCAAAUUUGAUUGGGUUCACUUCUUUAUCGUUGCACUUAGCGAUGGCACUCGUUUUUCCCAUCUCCGUUUUUCCAUCCCCAUCAUGCAUAUCCUUGCUCAUUGCAAAAUAGACUUUACUCGGGACACUCAGGUGCCGGUCAAGAAAACUUGUUUCAUCACUGAAGCCAUGUUUUCCCGGAUCGUGUACCGUGAGGAGGGCAAUGCUACACCAAAUCUGGACCUGAUAGUCGCAGACGAAGAAGAGAGCCAAAAUGAGACUCAAGUUGAGUCAUCUCGUGCCGGAGGAAGUCGAGCCACGGAGCACGUCACUCGUGAACGCAGGACUCGUCCAAGAGAAGAAGCACCAGAACCUUCUUGGGUGAAGAGGAUCUUCGAUACUCUCACGUGCAUCAGAGAUGAUGUUCGCCAGCUCAACGAGAGGAUGACUCGUUUUGAGCAAUACCGUGGCCCGCGUCACAGCUUUAGUGGAGGAGCUCGUCUGGCGAACUCUCUUUGAUUAUAUUCCUUCUAUCUUGACUUAUUAUGAUACUUUGUUAUUUGCUAUUGUUAUUGUUAUGACUCUUUUGAUGAAUGAUUAUGUUGCUAAUUAUGUAUUUGUGUGUUUGGCAAUGUAGUUCUCUUUUAGAACAUAUUGUCCCUUUGUGGCAUUCCGGUUAGAAGUUUUUUUUAAGAAAAUUUCUUGCAAAUU